Messenger RNA from Asparagus officinalis (garden asparagus), 1392 nucleotides. Its product is annotated as cytochrome P450 716B1-like. Lineage: Eukaryota; Viridiplantae; Streptophyta; Magnoliopsida; Asparagales; Asparagaceae. Gene Ontology annotation, biological process: sterol metabolic process. Gene Ontology annotation, molecular function: oxidoreductase activity, acting on paired donors, with incorporation or reduction of molecular oxygen; monooxygenase activity; heme binding. The transcript has 4 exons. The record is from RefSeq and is a predicted model, not a curated record. The coding region runs from base 1 to 1392 and encodes 463 amino acids.
AUGCCUCUCCUACUUCUCUUUCUUGCUUUCCUCCCUGUCCUCUAUCUCCUAAGCAAAUCAAUGAAAAAACACCAAAAACUCCCUCCUGGCUCUCUGGGCAUUCCCUUCAUCGGCCAGAGCCUCAGGCUUCUUCAUGCAAUGUGGACCAAUAAAGGCGAAGAAUGGCUGGCCCAGAGGAUAGAAAAGUAUGGGCCUAUAUCGAAGCUCACACUCUUUGGUGCUCCUACUAUAUUUCUGACUGGUCCAGCUGCAAACAAGCUCAUAUUCACACAUGAGGCUGUUGUUCCUCAGCAGCCCAAAUCGAUACCGAGGAUUAUAGGGAGGAGGAACAUGCUGGAGUUGGUUGGGGAUGAUCACAGACGAGUUCGAGGUGCUGUAAGUGAGUUCCUGAGGCCUGAAGUGCUGAAGAAGUAUGUUGGUCAUAUUGAUGGGGAGGUUAGAUAUCAUUUGGAGAAGAAUUGGAUUGGUCAGAGCGAAGUCAAGGUAUUGCCUUUGAUCAAGAGUCUCACUUUCGACAUCAUUUGCUCUCUCUUCUUUGGUAUUCAACGUGGUCCUCUUCGAGAUGAUCUAGCAAAAGACUUUGUCCGUAUGAUAGACGGUAUGUGGGCAGUUCCAAUUAACCUGCCUUUUACAAAUUUCAAUAGGAGCCUAAAGGCAAGCAAUAGAGCUAGAAAGACCCUUGCUAGAAUUGUACAAGAAAGAAAGUCUGCGCAAAAACAAGAGAAAUGCACAUCUAAUAAAGACCUUAUCACCUAUUUGAUCGGUAUGGAAUUAACCGAUGAUGAGAUUGUAGACAACACAGUACUUGUCAUGAUCGCAGGAUAUGAUACAUCCUCCAUACUCAUCACAUUCAUUAUUCGCCAUCUUGCAAAUGACCCCGAAACUCAUGCUCGAGUCGUUCAAGAACAAGAAGAGAUUGUCAAGAGCAAGGCCAAAGAAGAACCUUUAUCAUGGGAAGAUCUAUCAAAAAUGAAAUAUACGUGGCAUGUCGCUAUGGAGAUACUAAGAAUGGUUCCUCCUCUUUUUGGUAGUUUCAGAAAAACACUCAAAGAUAUCGAGUUCAAUGGAUAUAUCAUACCAAAAGGGUGGCAAGUGUUUUGGGCAUUGCCCACCACACAAAUGGAUCCAAAGUUUUUCCCGGAGCCAGAGAAGUUUGAUCCUAGUCGAUUCAAGAACAUUGCAUCAGUACCACCUUACUGUUUCGUGCCAUUUGCAGGAGGACCCAGAGUUUGUCCAGGCAACGAGUUUGCCAGGAUUGAGACUCUCGUUAUGAUACAUUAUGUCGUGACUCGGUUUGAAUGGAAAUUGUGCUGCAAAGACAAUACUUUUCGGAGAGAUCCUAUGCCAUCACCUCGUGAGGGAUUGCCCAUCAAACUGCAGCUGAAGAAUUGA